AGAUAGGGUACCACUUGGCGAUACGAACGCCCCCCAUUAUCAACUAUUCCUAUUCCGUCUUUUUUGAUCCAAACUCAACAUUUGAGGUCUCACUUUUCCGACUUGCUGUUUUCCCUCUCGUCUGGACGGUUUUCUAUUUGAUCUCAGUGCCACACCUCAUUCGCUUUUCCGCUUCAUCUUCGACUUCCUAGCUUCUCGAAGAGUCGCGUCCUGGUGACGCUCCCUCAACAUCCCUUGCGCGAUAUCACUCGACCUCGUCGAACGUGAACCUCACCACCACCACAAUUGCUCAUUGAUCUGGUCGCUUCACGGGCAACUGUGCCCGUGCGCCUAUGAACCUUCUGCCCGACACCCCCGUGAACUCAAAAUCCCCGCCCAUGUCCCUUUCUCGAUCACCCUCACCCCACCCGGCGGGCGGAGGGUGGUCCAGUCCAGGUCUCACGACAGGCAGUGGCAGUUCGACACCACACAGUGGCUUUUUGUCGCCGAACCCGUUGGGUCCUAGCGGGAUCUCGUGGGCGGCCGCCAAAGCGAAGAGCGACGAGGUUCGAGGGUAUCCGUCUUUUUCUACGAGGAAUAAUGGCUUCUUUUCCCGGUCGAAACGUCGCAUCUCCGCCACCCUGCCGAGUUUCCGUGUAAGCUCUAGGUCACCGAAUGGUUAUAUUGAUAAAGACGACUUUGGACGUGGCCGACCAUUCUCAUCCGGGGGAGGUUGGCGUUCCUGUGGGUUCGGCAGAACUAUGUUGCGCCGCAGACGACUACGGUUGUUGAUUACCCUCAUUCUGGUUGUGGUUGGAUAUCUGUACUUUUGGACAUCUUUCCUCGAGCGGUAUCGACGAUCAUCGUUUGGCGGCGGAAGCAAGUUUGUAAUCAUUCUCGAAUCUAAUGUGGAGGGCGGCGUGAUGGAACUGAAGGGAGCCCGUGAGUGGGCGGUGGAGCGCAACAGCAUCCGAAAUAAGCAAGAAUAUGCAAGACAGUGGGGAUAUGAGUUGGAAGUGGUGAACACGUUGGCAAAGAAGCGGUAUUCGCAUGAAUGGCGGGAAAGCUGGGAGAAGGUCGACAUUAUCCGCGAGACUAUGCGCAAGUAUCCCCAUGCGGAAUGGUUCUGGUGGGUGGAUCUUAAUACGUGGAUCGUAGAGUCCUCCUACUCCCUACAGGACCACAUUUUCAAUCGUCUGGGCGAAAUUUCGUACCGGGAUAUCAAUGUCUACAAUCCCUUGAAUAUUAGCCACCCGCCGACGGGGGCGUAUCUUGAUGACGUUUCACGCUCACCGGUGGGCGACGGAGACCCAUCAUCAAUUCAGAUGGUGUUAUCGCAAGACUGCAGUGGUUUCAGCUUGGGUUCCUUCUUCAUGCGACGAUCAGUGUGGUCGGAGCGUCUACUAGACAUCUGGUGGGAUCCCGUCAUGUAUGAGCAGAAACAUAUGGAGUGGGAGCACAAGGAACAGGAUGCCCUGGAAUACUUGUAUACCAAUGAGCCGUGGAUCCGCAGCCACGUUGGAUUCUUGCCUCAGCGGUAUAUUAAUUCGUAUCCUCCUGGCGCCUGCGGGGACGGGGGCGAUCCAGAUAUCCACUUCGUUGAGGGCGCAGGUGACUUUAUGGUGAAUCUGGCCGGCUGUAGCUUUGGCCGCGACUGCUGGUCAGAGUUGUGGGAGUAUCGCCGUAUCACCCAGGAGAUGAACCGACCAUGGCGGGAGCGCGUAGAAGACAAGGCGACAGGCCUCUACGAGAAGUUCUUUGGGCGGCAAGAUAAUACGCCGCAAUCAUAAAAAGUCACACUGUUACACCACGUAAAGGGCUCAUGCAUGAUCGGCCGCGGAUGAUCUUUGGCUCGCUGUACAUGUCGCCAUAUGGGUGAUUUGAUGACCGUAUUGUACUUGCUGUGGGACAAUUCUGACGAUAUUCCGGCGUAUUUGGACGAUAUGCUUUUAUUACACAUGGCUUGCAUUUGGAUAUACUGUACACUGCCCCAAGAAGGGCUAUUAUUGAUUGGCAAGCGUUUUCUUUUCUUACGAGAUAAUCAUGGCUAUAGACAGAUUAGAUAAAUCUUGAUUACUUUGCGCA
Aspergillus caelatus is the source of this 2064-nucleotide messenger RNA. RefSeq names its product putative alpha-1,6-mannosyltransferase subunit. Gene Ontology annotation, cellular component: Golgi membrane. Gene Ontology annotation, molecular function: glycosyltransferase activity. The transcript is spliced from 3 exons. The record is from RefSeq and is a predicted model, not a curated record. The coding region runs from base 333 to 1769 and encodes 478 amino acids. Gene Ontology annotation, biological process: protein N-linked glycosylation. NCBI's taxonomy places the organism in Eukaryota, Fungi, Ascomycota, Eurotiomycetes, Eurotiales, Aspergillaceae.